GGAGGCAGCGGCGGGGCAGUGGUAGCUAGAUCCCGGAUCUUCAGCCCAGCUGGACCGUAGUGGUGGUGGCGCCAUGGCGUGCGCUGGGCUGCUCACCGUGUGCCUGAUCCAGCAGCCCGCGCCUCAGCCCCCACGGCUCCCCACACCAGCCGCUGGUUCUGCGGGACACGCGCUGUUCCAGGAUGUUUUUCGAAGAGCAGACAAGAAUGAUGAUGGUAAGCUCUCAUUUGAGGAAUUCCAGAAUUACUUUGCCGAUGGGGUCCUCAGCCCCGGGGAGCUGCGAGAGCUAUUCAGCGGCAUCGAUGGGCAUUCUACCGACAAUUUGGAAACGGAGAAACUGUGUGACUACUUCUCAGAACACCUGGGCGUCUACCGGCCCGUGCUGGCUGCGCUGGAGUCCCUGAACCGUGCAGUGCUCACCGCCAUGGACACCACCAAGCUGGAGUACGAGCAGGCCUCCAAGGUGGACCAGUUUGUGACACGCUUCCUACUGCGGGAGACGGUGAGCCAGCUGCAGGCCCUGCAGAGCUCUCUGGAGGGGGCGUCAGACACCCUGGAGGCCCAGGCCCAGGCCCAGGCCCCUGGGCCAUGGUCGGACGAAGAGAGAGUGGCGGUGCAGAGCCGGCCCCGUGGCAGCCGGCGGGCAGGGCGCAGGGGCUUGCGUAGCAUCGGUCGGUCGCCCACCUGGUCUCCUGGCUGCUCUGACACAGGGCGGAGUUCGGAGGCUGAGAUGCAGUGGCGGCUCCAGGUCAACCGUCUCCAGGAGCUCAUUGACCAGCUCGAGUGCAAGUCCCCGAGGCUGGAACCCCUACGUGAAGAGGAGCUUACCAAGGGGCUUGACUCGCACAUCCUCGUGGCCCAGAGGCAGGUGCAGGUGGCGGAGGAAGCCCUGCAGGACUUCCACCGCGCCCUCAGCUGCUACGUGGACUUCACCGAGGCCCAGAGCCAUUGCCUGCAUAUUUCCGCCCAGAAGAUGCUGGACAGUGCCUCCUUCACGCUGUACGAGUUCUGGCAGGAUGAGGCCUCCUGGAGAAGGCACCAGCAGUCCGCCUGCAGCAAGGCCUUCCAGCGCAUCCUCAUCGACCACCUGCGGGCCCCGGACACCCUGACCACUGUGUUCUUCCCAGCCUCCUGGUGGAUUAUGAAUAAUAACUGAGCCGGACCUGCAUUAGCCAAUGACCCUGAGGCCCUUCCUGCCUCCUUCAGGAGCUUCUGGACCGGUCAAUUCCACACCGAGACCAAGGACGCUGCUGCUCCUGACCUGGGCCUGGCUCUCACAGGCCUCCCAGACCCGCCGGUGGAGAGUCUCUCAGCCCAGGGAUCGGGGACCGGGCUGCCUGCUUUCUGUUUCUUGAUCAGUGUAUUUUAUUUGUAGCUUUGGUCUCUGAUGCAUUCUGGCUUCUGCCUGGCUAGGAGGCCUGGAUUCUGGCUCCCUCUGCCUGCCUUGCUGUGCGACCUGACCCGGGACAGCUCCCUUCCUGCUCUGGAUGGGCCUCGGGCUGUCUGGCUGCCUCGUGCACGCCCUGCUUUCUUCCUGCUGUCUUGGGGCCAAGCUUCUGCCUUUCAACCAGCAGCAGAACCAGGACUGAUGCUCAGGGACCCCCAACCCUACCCUGAACCUCAACCCCUCUGGGUGGGCUGGAUCUAUCUGCAGUGUGGGGUGAGGACCUGGGUGUCCCCAUCACCUUCCUGGGCUGGCAGGCUUCUGACCCUCCCAGCACCCUCCACGGCACCAGAGACAACCAAAAGAUCCUGGGUUGGUUGCAUGUCAUUUGCAUAUCAUUUGCAUGUUCAUGCCCACCCAUACUCAGCACACAAUGGGAAGCCCCAGGGUGACCUUGCCAAGUAGCGAUAAUUUGGGUCGAGUCACCUGCUGUCCCCAGAUACCUCUGAACCCAGCCCACGCCCCCCGCAGGGAGACAAUAAAAGCAGUGGUUACCUCUGGG
This is a messenger RNA of Phyllostomus hastatus (greater spear-nosed bat), 1946 nucleotides long. RefSeq names its product N-terminal EF-hand calcium binding protein 3 (gene NECAB3). The transcript is spliced from 13 exons. Gene Ontology annotation, molecular function: calcium ion binding. Bases 74 to 1156 code for a protein of 360 amino acids. The record is from RefSeq and is a predicted model, not a curated record. Lineage: Eukaryota; Metazoa; Chordata; Mammalia; Chiroptera; Phyllostomidae. Gene Ontology annotation, biological process: regulation of amyloid precursor protein biosynthetic process. Gene Ontology annotation, cellular component: Golgi cis cisterna; endoplasmic reticulum; cytoplasm.